This is a messenger RNA of Mercenaria mercenaria, 843 nucleotides long. RefSeq lists its product as uncharacterized. Lineage: Eukaryota; Metazoa; Mollusca; Bivalvia; Venerida; Veneridae. The coding region runs from base 1 to 843 and encodes 280 amino acids. The transcript has a single exon. The record is from RefSeq and is a predicted model, not a curated record.
AUGUCAAAACUAAUAGUAGAUUUGCCAGCAAUUAGAAGAUACCUUAGAAAAACAAAAUCUUUCUACCUUAAACUGUCUAAAAAUGAUGAUGCACUGGACAAGAAAAUCAAGAAUCGUGAAUAUGUAAAAAAAUUCAGAGAAAAAUUAAAGUCUGAUCCCACCAGGAGAGAGACAAAUGAAAAGUAUAAAAAACAGAAAAAGGAACAGAACCUUGCCUACAAGAAAAAAACGAAGGAAUUAAGAAAAGUAAACCCUUCAUAUGAUGACCAUGUAAAAGAAAUGCAGAGAAAAUGGAAAAAAGAAAGCCGGGCUCGAAAUAAGAAAUUGGCAGAGAAAGAAAAAUCUCCAAAUAAUACAAAAGAACAAAAUCAAAACAGGAAAAGGAAAUCUGUUACACCAGUGAAUAACCCAAGUAAGAAAUACAUGUAUCCAAAAACCAAAUCAAGUACUAACAAAGAGAAAAGGGAAGAAGAGAAAUCACAGUCUCGCAUUAGAAAACGUGCACAAAGAAUAAAAUCACCAUUGCCUGAGAGUACUAAUUACUGGGCAAAAGCAUUAAAUCAUGUCUUGAACACUGCCACACCGAGACGGAAGUCAAAGCUCGAAGCUUUUAACCGUACUAUAAAUCAAGAUCAGCAUGAUGUACUCAGGCUAAACAAAGUUGGGCGCCCCACAAAAGAUAUCCAAGAUGUGAAAAGGAAACUGGCAUUUGCUGCCAAAUCUCCUCUCAGCACUGAGAAGUAUAACCUAAAUAGGUACAAGACAAGGAAGCUUAAACGUCUUCAGAAUCAUAACCUCCCUAAACCAGAAGAAUAUGCUCAAAAAUGGAAACCAGAAAUUUAA